UGCCUUGCAGUUCGGUACAAUGGAGUACGGAUUUUUCGAGGUCUUUGUUGGACUUACAGUUUUAAUAAUUGCUCUCUACUACUAUCUAACUUCUAACUUCGAUUUCUGGAAGACACGUAAAGUUGCAGGACCAAAGCCGAUCCCACUUUUUGGUAACUUCAAGGAUAUCAUAUUAGGAAGAAUACAUAUAGCCUUGCAGGUGGCACAAUUUUAUAACGAGUUCAAAAAUGAGCCGAUGGUCGGUAUUUUCGCGAAAAGCAGUCCAAUGCUGAUUUUGCGGGAUAUGGACUUGAUCAAGGAUGUCCUAAUCAAGGAUUUCCACGUUUUCUGCGAUCGUGGAACUUUCAGCUCAAAAAAAGAUCCCCUCAAUCAAAACCUCGUCAACCUGGAGCAUGAGAGGUGGCGACCGUUAAGAAACAAGCUGUCGCCUGUUUUCAGUUCAGGAAAACUAAAGGAAAUGUUUUAUUUAAUGGUAGAUUGCGCCGAUCAUUUUGAAAGGUACGUCGAGAAAAUUGCGGAAAAACCUACGAUCACGGAGUGUCGGGAAUUGACCGCCAAGUUUACCACACAAACCAUUGGUGUAUGUGUGUUUGGCUUGGACACCAACGCUAUUGCCGACGAGAAUAGCGAAUUUCGGAGAUUCGGAAGGGCUGUUUUCGAAAGCAGUUUUGGUAAUAUUCUUCGUCGCAUACUUCGUGACUUUGCACCUUUUUUAUUUGAACUACUAGGAUCGCUUAAGUUUAACAGCAGGAUGGGCUUCUUCGUUAAAUCGAUGACGGAAACGAUGACAUAUAGAAGAAAAAAUGAAGUGAGAAGAAACGAUUUUAUGGAUCUGCUAUUGGAGUUGCAAGAUCAGCCCGAACAAAUGGGCAACAUGGAUGUGAAUGACAGAUUUUUAAUUGGCCAGGCUGUAGUAUUCUUUGCCACUGGUUUUGAAACGUCAGCUUUGACAAUAAGCAAUGUAUUUUAUGAAGUAGCUCUGAAUCAAGACAUUCAAGAAAAAUUGCGACAAGAUAUUGAAACUCAAUUGGAAAAAAAUGAUAGAAAGUUAACUUAUGAUUGUAUUAAAAGUAUGACUUAUCUUGAUAAAGUGAUUAAAGGACCACGAACAUUGAUACAAUACCACAAUCCAUAA
Copidosoma floridanum is the source of this 1135-nucleotide messenger RNA. Its product is annotated as cytochrome P450 6k1-like. Gene Ontology annotation, molecular function: iron ion binding; monooxygenase activity; oxidoreductase activity, acting on paired donors, with incorporation or reduction of molecular oxygen. The record is from RefSeq and is a predicted model, not a curated record. Lineage: Eukaryota; Metazoa; Arthropoda; Insecta; Hymenoptera; Encyrtidae.